Messenger RNA from Peromyscus leucopus (white-footed mouse), 1451 nucleotides. It is a transcript of the gene Znf446, whose product is annotated as zinc finger protein 446. Gene Ontology annotation, biological process: regulation of DNA-templated transcription. The record is from RefSeq and is a predicted model, not a curated record. Bases 22 to 1428 code for a protein of 468 amino acids. The transcript has 6 exons. NCBI's taxonomy places the organism in Eukaryota, Metazoa, Chordata, Mammalia, Rodentia, Cricetidae.
CUUUCAGCUCUGCCCCAGGCGAUGUACUCGGAUCCCAGAGCCAACUCUUCAGACAACACAACCCGAUCUGCCUUCUGCCGAAAGCCUCGGGGCUCCAGGUCCCUCUUGUCAGCUCCAGAAAGACCCUUCAAAACAAGAAUGCCAUCUCCUCUGGGCCCCCCACACCUAUCCCUCGGGGACUCCAAGACCACCACUGAGGAGCCUGAGGCCGCGCGACUCAGAUUCCGGGGUUUCUGCUAUGAGGAGGUAGAGGGGCCCCGAGAGGCGCUGUCCCGGCUUCGAGAGUUGUGUCACCAAUGGCUGCAGCCUGAGUCACGCUCCAAAGAGCAGAUGGUAGAGUUGCUGGUUUUGGAGCAGUUCCUUGGUGUGUUGCCCCCCGAGAUCCAGGCCUGGGUUCAAGGGCAGCGACCGGGAAGCCCGGAGGAGGCUGCAGCCCUGGUUGAAGGGCUGCAACACGAUCCUGGGCAGCUGCUGGGCUGGAUCACAGCCCACAUCCUGAAGCCAAAGAUGCUUCUUACAGAAGCAAAGACAAAGGAGUCUUCAGGGAGCCACCAUGUCGCAGUAGCAAUGGAGUCCUCCAAGGCAGGUCCAGCAGAGGCACCACAGGAUGCCGGGAUAGACAGAUCUACCCAGAUCAAUUGCAGUGUGAAGGAGGAAGCCAGUGCUGAUGGACAGGAGAUGGUAUCCCCAAGUCCCCUCCUUCCAGCCCAGACCCCUGAGGGACAUCUUGGACACCAGGAACCAGCCUCCACAUCCUCCCACCCAGGAAGGAUCCAGAAGGAGUGGGCCCUGUUGGACUCAUCACAAAAAGAGCUGUACUGGGGCGUGAUGCUGGAGAAGUACGGCACAAUGGUGUCCCAGGCAAGCCUGCCGCUGCUAGAGCCAGAAACACAAGUUGAGUCUGAGCGGAGGCCAAAACAGGAGAUCCCACACGCAGGACCGGAGUCCCUCAGGAGCCAUCUCCCAGAAGUGGGAGCCAUUGCAGGUCCAGAGCUAGUUCAAGCCUGCGCAUCCUCUCCAAGUGAGAGCCGGAGCCCUUGCAAGGACCCUUCAGGCUUGUCUCCCACACCACCGCUUGAAGCUCCUGUUAGGCCAGCACCUCGGAAGCUGUACACUUGUAAGCAGUGCGGCCUCAGCUUCGACUGGAAGUCUGUUUUCGUCAUCCACCAUCGCACACACUUGCGUGGGCCAGGCCUGGAAAGGCCACCCCAGAUGUCCCGGGAGCCAGCCAUUCGGUGCUCCACUGGCCUCCGGGGCUAUGUGUGUGUGGAGUGCGGGCGCAGCUUCAGCUGGAAGUCACAGCUGGUCAUCCACCGCAAGAGCCAUGCAGGCCAGAGGCGCCACUUCUGCCGGGACUGUGGGUGCAGCUUUGACUGGAAGUUUCAGCUGGUCAUUCAUAGGAAGAUCCACCAGCCGGAGGGCCCAUGAGCAGCUGGAGAAGGCUGUCUCAC